AUGGCGCUACCCGGUGUUUUACUCGUGCGGCUCAGAGCACUGUGCAAUAUUACAAAAUGUGCUCAUUCAGGCGGCCAAACUACGUCCAGCUGGAGCAGAGAAUUGCGCUGGUACAGGACAAAAACCCGGGGCUCCCAGGAAAACGAUACACCAUAUUUGCAGAGAAAUAAAGGUAAGGAGAGCCUUGACCUCUUGAAGGAGUUCCCAGAUCCUAAAAGUCUCCUGAACAGCACAAUCUCCCGUUCACUGGGAGUCAGCGACAUGUCCCAGUUCAUCCAGUACAGCUGCACUGAACAUGCAGGGCUCAAGAAAGCCGUUGUUUCACUUCAGUGGCCCUGCAAGAUCGAAGAGGUUGGUCGUGCAUCCAGGAAGAGUGAUGCAGAGCGACUUGCUGCAGCUGCUGCAUGUCUCAAGCUAAAGGAAAUGGGUGUCAUUGGUCCAAACAAUCAGCCCCCUAGAAGUAGAGCUGGAAGAGGGGGACUAACGUCAGCUCUUUAUGGAGAUGAAGGCUUGACAGAAAAUUUCCACAUGCCUACACAAAAAGCAGGAGACAAAGAGCCUCCUGAAGUGGACACCUCCUGCAUCUCUGAAGCUCUCUCCCUGUUCCCACAACCCAAAUCCCUCCUCACCAGGGUCAUCCAGGUGGCCACGUCAUCCAACAGAGUCAGGGAGCUGAUGCAGUUCAGGACAACAGGAGGAAAGUUCAAGAGCUGUGAGCUGACCCUGUCCUGGCCUGAGGAGAUGAAGUUCUCAGCUACAGCUAGAAAUCGAGUGAUGGCAGAAAAAGGAGCAGCAGCUCUGGCUUGCAUGAAACUAAAGGAGCUGGAGCUGCUUGACAAGGACAACAACCCACUGACUCAUGCCAAGUACCAUCGAGGGGAGGUGAGGGAGGCUGUACAGCGAGACAGACGUCCCUUCUCACUGGAAGUCCCUGAGUACCUGGAAGAACAAAUGAGACAGUACCUUGCAAAGUAUCCAGUGGCAACAGAAGUUCAGAAGCUGUGGGAGGAAGAAGAGGCAGGAGGACAGCAGUCGGUGAACCAGGAGGAGGAAGAGGAAGAAGAGGAAGACAUGGUGACUGAUGCCAUCACAGGCAAACCUUACAGGCCUCUGUCUGAACACGAGAUCCGACAGCUCAACACCCGUCUGAUGGAGAGAUGGGAGAGAGUAAACCCUGAGCUGAGUGUGGAGCUCCCUGUGGACGCCCACCGUCGCCGUGUGGUGUCAGCAGUUCAGUCCUCCAGGGUGGUCGUGAUCGAUGGUGAAACGGGAUGUGGAAAAACAACUCGGAUCCCUCGCUUCCUGCUGGAGGAGUGCGUGAGACGAGGCGAGGGAGCCGAGUGCAACAUCCUGGUUACACAGCCUCGAAGGAUCAGCGCUGUGUCUGUGGCUCAUCGGGUUGCUCAUGAGAUGGGACCAGCACUAAAACACUCUGUGGGAUAUCAGGUCAGACUUGAAAGCCGUCCACCAGAGCAGAGCGGGGGAGCCCUUCUCUUCCUCACAGUGGGUGUCCUGCUGAGGAAGCUGCAGUCUAACCCUUCCUUGAAGGGAAUCAGCCAUGUGGUGGUGGAUGAGGUUCAUGAGAGAGACAUCAACACAGACCUGCUGCUGGCUCUGCUGCGCUCUAGCCUAAAGGAGAACCCCGACCUAAAAGUGGUGCUAAUGAGCGCUACAGGGGACAAGGACAGACUGGUUCGGUACUUUGGAGACUGCCCAGUCGUCAAAGUUCCUGGGUUCAUGCACCCAGUGAGGGACAGAUACCUGGAGGAUGUAUUAAGGGAGUUGGGUCGCCCUUUGUCGAGUGUCCAAUAUGGAGAGCAGGAAGACAAGCAGAGAGGAAAAGAGGAGCUGUCACCAGACGUAGAUUUAGUGGCAGAUUUAAUCGAACACAUCGACAAGCAUGGAGAGCCGGGGGCGGUAUUGUGUUUCCUCCCUGGAUGGCAGGAUAUAAAAGCUGUUCAGGAGACCCUGGAGUCCAGGCCUCACUUUUCCCCAGGCUCACACAUGAUCCUACCACUACAUUCUAGUUUAUCAGUAACAGACCAGCAGGCUGUAUUCCAGCGCCCCCAAGUGGGCCAAAGGAAGAUUGUCCUCACCACUAAUGUUGCAGAGACCUCCAUCACCAUUGAUGAUAUUGUUCAUGUGGUGGACACAGGAACUCACAAAGAACAGAAUUAUGACCCACACACUAAGGUCUCCUGUCUGGACACAGUCUGGAUUUCUCGCUCUAAUGUCACCCAAAGAAAAGGGAGAGCAGGGCGAUGUCAACCGGGACAGUCCUACCACCUCUUCCCACAGAAACAGCUAAAAUCUAUGACUCCCUUCCCCAUUCCAGAGAUCCUCCGCACCCCGCUGGAGAAUUUAGUCUUACAGGCCAAAAUCCAUAGUCCUAACUGCAAGGCUGUAGCUUUCUUAUCCCAAGUUUUGGACUGUCCAGAGAAAGAAGCUGUGAGAGACGCUGUCCGUAAUCUCCAAGAUAUUGGAGUUCUGGACAAGACUGAAACCCUGACUCCUCUUGGAGAGCACAUUGCCUGCAUGUCAUGUGACCCACGUCUGGGCAAAGUGCUGGUCCUCAGUGCCAUGUUCAGAUGUGUUCUGCCCAUGCUGGCUGUGGCUGCAUGUCUGACUAGAGAUCCUUUUCACAACAGUCUGCAAAACAGAGCACUUGUCACCAAGGCAAAAGAGGCUCUGAGUGGCUCCAGCUUCAGCGACUAUUUAGUGUUUGUUAGAGCCGUGUUGGGCUGGAGGAGAGCUCAGCAGGAGGGUGACAGAGAGGACAGAGAUGAAUAUUUGGAGAGGCACACUCUGUCCAAGUUCAGCCUGAGAUUUAUCAAUGGUCUCAUCUCUCAGUUCAGUGAAAAUCUGCAUGAAGCCAUGCUGGUGUCUCGUGCCAAUGAGUGCCAGCGUCACUCUUCUCUCUACAAUGAGCAUAGCAAUGAGGAUGAGCUGCUGAAAGCUGUACUGCUGGCUGGACUCUAUCCAAACCUCAUUCAGGUGAAGAAAGGUGUUGUGACUAAAGGACGCUUCCGCCCUGACAGUAUUUCUCUCUGCACUUUCAGUGGACCUGUGCUGCUCCACCGCUCCUCUGUGAACAGAGGAAAAUCAGAGCUCCCCUGUCGCUGGCUGACCUUCUUCAGUGCUGUCAAAUCCAAUGAAAAUGUUUUCAUCAGAGACUCUUCAGCCGUCCAUCCCCUCGCCCUGCUGCUGCUCACAGACUGUGACAUCACAGAGACAGUAAAUGGAGACAGAGUGGAAGUGUCACUUCCUGGGCGACCUCUGGUGCGUUGUGAACUGCCUGUAGACACCUGGGAGCUUCUUUGGGAGCUACGCACAUCCGUUCAGACAAUGCUGUACCGCAAUCUCAGCAAUCCACGCAACGCCAUCACCUAUUCCUCUCAAGACGGAGAGCUCAUCUCUUUACUUGUGGAGCUGCUCAACGAGACAGACUCUAACCCUUUCAGUCAGACCCACAACAGUGACAGCGAGGUGGAUUAAUGUCCCUGAAAGCACUUUCUACGUGUGUGUGAUGGAUCUGCUGGCUGGUACCAAGUUUCCAGAGAGGAUGAUGUCUGUAUAUUUUCUUUUUCGUUAAAGAGUACCUGUGAGUACCUGAGAAAGUAUAAUAUAUGCUAUAAUAUAUGCUAAAAUGGACUUGUUGAGAGACAAAAUCUAAAGCAGACUGUUGUCUGCUGUUAUUUUUGGGGUAAAUGAUGAACUAAAUGUGGAUAAAUCCAUAGCUGUGGGUUUUGGACUGUGGUUUCUUUUUUCUUGUUUGCUUUUAGUGAGAAGCAGAAGUUGAAUAUUACUCAGAUGAGUAAAGGCAAAGGACAACUGGCCAAAGGUCAAAGACUGUGUGCAGAACAUAGUAUAUUUAUUGAAAUAAAUAUUUACAUGCUGA
This is a messenger RNA of Cheilinus undulatus (humphead wrasse), 3898 nucleotides long. RefSeq names its product DEAH (Asp-Glu-Ala-His) box helicase 30 (gene dhx30). Gene Ontology annotation, cellular component: intracellular anatomical structure; nucleus; cytoplasm. Lineage: Eukaryota; Metazoa; Chordata; Actinopteri; Labriformes; Labridae. Bases 1 to 3495 code for a protein of 1164 amino acids. The record is from RefSeq and is a predicted model, not a curated record. The transcript has 19 exons. Gene Ontology annotation, molecular function: G-quadruplex RNA binding; ATP binding; DNA helicase activity.